Molecule: messenger RNA, 2664 nt
Organism: Saccharomyces mikatae IFO 1815
Lineage: Eukaryota; Fungi; Ascomycota; Saccharomycetes; Saccharomycetales; Saccharomycetaceae
Gene: CYK3
Product: Cyk3p
Exons: 1
Coding region: 1-2664 (887 amino acids)
Molecular function (GO): protein binding
Source: RefSeq, a predicted model, not a curated record
AUGGCUACGGAUGUGACAACUUUGAAAGCACCAUUUAAGGUGAAGGCCAGAUAUGGUUGGUCAGGCCAAACCAAGGGCGAUUUAGGCUUUUUGGAGGGAGACAUUAUGGAAGUCACAAGAAUUGCCGGUUCUUGGUUCUAUGGCAGGUUAUUAAGAAACAAAAAGUGUUCCGGAUAUUUCCCUCAUAACUUCGUCAUACUCUUAGAGGAAAGAUUGAACUCUAGCACUUCAUCCGAGAAUGGUGAGCAACCCUCAAAAAUUUCAGAAAGUUUGGAAAAGUCUAAUAGAGUUGUAAUACCGCCUGUACCAUCCAGAUAUUCGGGUGAGAAACAAAGAGCUAAGAAGAAGCUAUCUUCAUCAAUGCCCAGCUCACCCAAGAAGCCAGCUGAUUCUCUGACGAGGGCCAGAAAGGCAAGAUCAAAAGAACUAAUUAAUGAAAAGAACAUUUACAAUACCCAAUCCCCUCGCUAUCACAAUAACUCGGCGCCAAACUUACCUUUAACCAACCAUACCAAGCACAUGGUACGCAACUUUGAAGAGUCCAUGAAUAAUCCGUUACCACCUCUACCUCCAUUACCGGAUUUGGACAAUAUGAGAAGAAUGGAUAAAAGGGCACCAAAGAAAUCAUAUUCUGCGAACGAUCUAAGUUUAGCACGUUCUUCUAGAGAAUACAACUAUUACAAAGAUAACCAAAAGUUCUAUGAUGGUUUUAUCCCAGAAACGAGGUCCUCUUUGGAGGAGGACUCGAUCUCAACAGGCCUAUUUUCAAAUUCUCAGUACUUGGAUGAUUCUGCUUGCAGCAGUGAAAACAGUUUUGCCUUAAUGAGUGAUUUUAGUGCCACCAGUGCUGGAAGUUUUGCAAGACACAAGUAUGCACAAUCAUUCUCCGAUUCAUUGAAGAGAUCUCAGCAUACAAAUAGCACUGCAAAAAAAAUUGAAGAUCCGCAGACUUUCAAUGAUUCAAGUUCGAAUUCAAAAAAUGGAAAAAUGGGCGAUAUCCUCAGGAAAAUAAUCAUUCCAAAGAGAAAUGUAAAUAACUCUUCAAGCUCAGUAUCCUCACCAAAAUCUCCAAAUGCAUACCCCAAGCUACCAGAUAUUCAGAAUCUGAAUUUGUCUUCAACACCUGAUGAAGCUCGCGACUGGAUUGCUGUAAAAUGCCAUUUAAACAGAGCAAGAACUCUUACCAAGUAUGAGAAGCAUCCGAGGUAUAUGAGAGCCCUCGAAGAAAACCGAGACUUGGUUUUACAUCCUCAAGAUUCGAUUUAUAAUGGGUUGAAUACAAAUGAAGUUAAAGGCACUACAAAGUUCGGUUCGAUUGAUGUGGAACUGGCCGAAUUGAACAUAGAAUACAUUGAUAAGAUGACUUGGAAACGAUGUAUCAAAGAUGGUACUAUGACAUUGGACACCUGGGCUCAAACCACUUUUUCGGCGAGAUAUUCAACUGUUUUGGAAAAAUUAAGAGGCAUGUACAUAUUUUGUACAGAGAUGUUUGCUCUGACCGAUGACAACGGAUCAUCAGAUUUUUCUACAGAGCCUAAAAAUUUAGGAAAAAUACUAUUUAGAAAGCAUUGUACACCAUAUGAAUUGACAUGGCUUUUCAAGAAAUUAGCGAACGCGUUAGGUAUUACCUGCGAAAUUGUCAUAGGUUUCCUGAAGACACCUAGUGCAGUAAAUUGGGAAUUUAAAUACAACCAUUGCUGGUUACGAAUACUGGUUAACAGAGAAUGGAGAUUCAUUGACGUUAUACUGGGUAACGUAACUAAUCCAAUUCAUGAAUUUGUCAAUAACAGGAAGAUCAAGAAAGCUGAAAACAGUUAUUUCUUAAUGGCACCAUUAGAAAUGAUAUACACACAUAUACCACCUAGAGAAUUUGAACAGCAUAUAGUUCCAAGUAUUGACCAAUUAUCUGCGCUAUACCUGCCAUUAGUCUUUCCGUCGUUCUUCAAAAAUGAGUUGAAGCUAUACAAAUUUAGCACUGCACUAUCAUUUCUAGAGGAUUCUGAAGUCUAUGAGUGCUCACUAGAAAUUCCUAAUGAUGUUGAGGUGUUUACUUCUGUAGUCAUUCCAACAGAUAAUGAGGAAGUUUCGAAUGCUUAUAGGAAUAUGGAAUUAACUCUAACUCAAAUCAAAAAGCAAAAGGCGGAAUCCGGUAGAAGAAUAGCUCUCAUUAAAGCAGUUCUACCACCCAAUGUAAGUAAAGGUUCAUUAUACAUACAUUCUGGUGUUAGAGGUACACAGACGAGCAUUGCUAAUAUUCAUCCACUGUCCAUGAUGGUCCCAUUAAGACAUAAGGGAAGUAAUAUGAAGUAUGAAUUUGUGGUCAAGAUACCAUCAGAAAGUGUCCAGAAGAUAGAACUAUACAUUGUUGAACCACAAAGUAGGUAUUUAUUUUUCGGCAACGAGUACUCAUUUGAAGUUAUACAAAGUCCUUUUGAUGGUAUUAUAUACAACAGUGAUGAAGGACCAAACCAAAAUCGGAAACAACCAAUGGCGAUCAAGUCACCAUCAGGAAAAGUUCAUGAGCUAGUCAAGAGCGAUCCCCACUUCCCCUACGGCACCUGGAAGUUAAACACCAAAAUUAAAGAACCUGGCGUGUGGAGCGCCUUGGUGAUUGCUGACUCUGGAAUUGGAUGGUCUGUUUUUGCUGAAUGGUUGUGCGUGUAA